CUCCGACGUCACUUCCUUUCACGUUUUCUACGGCUACACAGCGGAGGGGCCACGGGCUAAGCAGCCGAGAUGAGGGUCGAGAAGUGUUACUUCUGCUCGGCGCCCAUCUACCCGGGACACGGCAUGAUGUUUGUGAGGAACGACUGCAAGCAAUUUCGAUUCUGGUCAAAAUGUCACAAAAACUUCAAGAAGAAGAGAAAUCCCAGAAAGAUCAGAUGGACAAAAGCAUUCAGAAAGGCAGCUGGUAAGAAACAUGAUCUAUCAGUUGCUUUAAAAAAUGUUUCCUUGCAGGAUAAUGCUUUUGAAUUUGAAAAAAGAAGAAACGAACCUGUCAAGUACCAGAGGGAGUUGUGGAGCAAGAGUGUUGAUGCAAUGAAGAGAGUAGAAGAGAUCAAGCGGAAGCGGCAGGCGCGGUUUAUCAUGAACAGAUUGAAAAAGGGCAAAGAAUUGGAGAAAGCCCAGGACAUCAAAGAAGUCAAACAAAACAUACAUCUUAUCCGGGCUCCUCAUGCUGGAAAAGCCAAAAAAUUGGAAGACAAAAUGGUUCAGAAAUUACAGGAGGAUUUGGAUAUGGAAGAAUCAUAGAAGUGGAUAUAAACCUCUAUUUAUAUUGUCACUGCAGUGUGCUUCUAUGGGGGAACAUUUGUACAGCAUUUCAGAACAGUCCAAACCGCAUUUAUGAAGCAAGACUGUGUGAUUGGUCUGCAAAAUAAAUUUUUAUUUACUCUUGGCUCAUA
Rana temporaria (common frog) is the source of this 737-nucleotide messenger RNA. It is a transcript of the gene RSL24D1, whose product is annotated as ribosomal L24 domain containing 1. The record is from RefSeq and is a predicted model, not a curated record. Gene Ontology annotation, cellular component: nucleolus. Lineage: Eukaryota; Metazoa; Chordata; Amphibia; Anura; Ranidae. Gene Ontology annotation, biological process: ribosomal large subunit biogenesis.